GGGGUCUGCCCGGCCAAGCGCCCAUGCGGGGACUGCCGGGGCCGGUACGACGGUGUCCAUUCAGUGCCCCAGUGCCUGGACUGUGCCCGGUUCAACACCUGCCAGGACUGUCUGCAGCACUUCGAGUGCGGCUGGUGCGGGAACACGGACAACCCCACGCUGGGCAGCUGCCUGCAGGGUGAUUUCUCCGGCGUGGGCGGCUUUCCCAACUGCUCGGUGGUGCUGUGGGAGAGCCAUGGGCUGCCCCCCGCCCAGCCAGCCACCUGGUCCUACGGGCAGUGCCCCGACGUGGACGAGUGCCGGCUGGGCCUGGCUCGCUGCCACCCCUUCGCCAGCUGCCGCAACACGCCCCAGGCCUACGAGUGCCGCUGCCAGCGUGGCUACGCCGGCGACGGCACCAGCCACUGCAACCAGACGUGCUACGAGGAGUGCGGGCAUGGGCGGUGCAGCGGUCCCCCCGACUACACGUGCGAGUGCGACCUGGGCUGGACGUCGGGGCUGGGUGCCGGGGGCAACGGCAGUGCGGGGGGGGCCCAGUGCAGCGUGGAUUGUGGCUGCCACUUCCACAGCAGCUGCGAGGCCGGGGAGCCCGGGGUGUGCGAUGAGUGCCAGGAUUGGACCCACGGCGAGCACUGCCACCUCUGCCGGCCCGGCAGCUUCGGCGACGCCACGAGCCCGGCUGGGUGCCAGGCAUGUGAGUGCAACGGGCACGGCCUGCCCGAGCUGGGCCACUGCCACGGGGCCACGGGGGCCUGCUACUGCGCCCCCCCUGCCGAGGGACCCCACUGCGAGCGCUGCGCUGCCGGGUUCUAUGGGGACCCCAGGAACAUGGGCACCUGCUACCGGGCGUGUGAGGGGCGCUCGCUGCUGGCCAACCUCUCAGGUUCGGGGUCCUUGGGCUCCCGGCGGGCGGGGGGUGUGCCUGGGGACCUGGCCCACUGCGUGUGGGUGCUGUCGGUCUCGCCUGGCCUGGAACCCUGCCCGCCUGCCCAGCCCUGCCCCACCAUCAGCCUGACCCUGCAGCCCGACCUCAGCACCCCCUGCAUGCACAGCUACGCCUACGCCUUCGACGGGCUGCCGGCCUUCCUGGACAGUGGGGAGAUCCAGGCCGACCGGACCCUCAUCAGCGCCUUUUGCGGGCAGGGCCGUGCACAGCCUCUCACCGUGGAGGCCACGUCAGGGCUGCUGGUUCUGUACUACGAGGCAAACUCUAGCGAGGCCUCAGGAUUCAAUGCCACCUUUGUGGUGCAUCGCUGCCAGCCCGGCUGCCGGCCCACCCAGGAGUGCUGGGGUGGGCGCUGCAUGUGCCGGGGGGGCUACGCCGGACCCCACUGCCAGCUGCGGGUCUGCCCUGGGAACUGCUCCGCCCACGCCGGCCAGGGCGUCUGCAACACGAGUCUGGGUCUCUGCAUCUGUGGUGACGGGUUUGGGGGCGCGGAUUGUUCGGUGCCGCUGGACCCGGGGAAGAUCGUCUGGGAGACGCUGAUUGACAGCCAGCUGAUGCCAGACACGGCCAGCCGGUUCCUGCACCGCCUGGGCCACACCAUGGUGGAAGGGCCAGAGGCCACGCUCUGGAUGUUCGGGGGCCUGUCCCUGCGCCAGGGGCUGCUGGGCAACGUCUACAGGUACUCCAUCCCUGAGCGCCGCUGGACCCAGAUGCUGGCAGGGACGGAGGAUGGGGGGCCGGGGCCCAGCCCCCGCUACUUCCACGCCGCAGCCUACGUGCCGGCGCGCCAGGCCAUGGUGGUGCUGGGGGGGCUGACGGCCGGCGGCGUCGCCAGCGACUGCUGGGUGCUCAACCUCACCACCCUGCAGUGGAGACAAGAGCAGGACCCCCUGCUCCCGGCAGUGGCGGGACACACAGUGACCCCCCGGCGCGGCAUUUCCCUGCUGCUCAUCGGUGGCUACUCCCCGGCCGACGGCUUCAACAAGCAACUGCUGGAGUACGGUGUGGAGAGCGAACGCUGGCAGGCGGGGACGGCGGCCGGGACUCCCCCCACAGGUCUGUAUGGGCACUCGGCUGUGUACCAUGAGGGGACAGAUGCCGUGUACGUUUUUGGGGGGCAGCGUUUCCACGUGGAGACGGUGUCGGCUUCCGCCGAACUCUACAGCCUGCACUGCCCCAGCCGGACCUGGAGCCUGCUGGCCCCCGCCCAGGGCCGCAAGCCGCUGUCUCACUUUUUCCACGCGGCUGCCGUGCUGCGGGACACCAUGGUGGUGGUUGGGGGCCGCACGGAGACCAAGGACUUCACCAGCCACCUGCUGCUUUACCAGCUCAACUGCAACACCUGGAUCCUGCCCAACCAGACGGGCCCAGCGGUGGUGGACGUGCCCAUGAACGAGUCGGUGGCCCACGCGGUGGCCGCGGUCGGGGGCCGGAUCUACGUCUCCGGGGGGUUCAGCGGGGUGGCGCUGGGGCGCAUGGCUGUGCUGACGGUGCCCUCUGACCCCUGCCUCGUCUUCCCCGGCCCCGACGCCUGCAACCGCUCGAGUGCCAGCUGCACGUGGUGCCGCGACAGCUGCCUGUCCGCCGACGCCGCCGAGAGGCUGGGCUGCCCGGCCGGGGCGGCCGCCUGCUUCCCCACACCGCGGUCGGCAGACGAGUGCCGACGCCUGAGGACCUGCAGCGAGUGUCUGGCCCGGCACCCCCGUGCCAUGAGCCACAGGUCGGGCACCAUGGCGCCCCCGCAGUGCAAGUGGUGCACCAACUGCCCUGAGGGCGCCUGCAUCGGCAGCACCGGGAGCUGCACGUCGGAGAACGACUGUCGCAUUAACCAGCGUGAGAUCUUCGUGGCCAGCAACUGCUCGGAGAUCUCGUGUGAGGCAGCUGACUGCCCGGCCUGCACCGCCUCGGGCAAGUGCAUGUGGACGCGCCAGUUCAAACGCACCGGCGAGACGCGGCGCAUCCUGAGCGUGCAGCCCACCUACGACUGGACAUGCUUCAGCCACUCGCUGCUCAACGUCUCCCCUAUGCCCGUGGAGUCCUCGCCCCCCCUGGCCUGCCCCACACCCUGCCACAACCACAGCUCCUGCCACGCCUGCCUCAGCUCCAAGGGGGCCGAUGGGGGCUGGCAACACUGCAUCUGGAGCGUCAGCCUGCGCCAGUGCAUGAGCCCCACCUUCCUGCCCAUGCGGUGUCUGGCAGGGCUGUGUGGGCGGGUACUGAGAGGGACCGAGAGCUGCACCCCCCCCUGCGCCCGUGCUCUGCAAUGCGCCCGCUGCACCCGCCAGCCCCGCUGCGGCUGGUGCGGCCGCCCCGGUGAGAAUGGCCACGGGCGCUGCCUGGAGGGGGGCCUGGGCGGGCCCCGGCAUGGGCUGGCGCAGGCCUGCGGGCCGGGGACCACCUGGUCCUUCCUGUCGUGCCCCCCGGAGAAUGAGUGUCUGAAUGGGCACCACGACUGUAAUGAGACGCAGACCUGCCACGACCGGCCCCACGGCUACGAGUGCGCCUGCAAGGCCGGCUACACCCUGCACAACACCUCGGGGCUGUGUCGGCCGGUCUGCCAGCAGGGCUGCGUGAACGGGACGUGCGUGGAGCCCAACCGGUGCCGCUGCCACUUCGGCUACGUGGGCGAGAACUGCUCGGUGGAGUGUCGGUGCAACCGGCACAGUGACUGCGCCGGCGUCGGGGCGCGGGACCAGUGCCUGGAGUGCGCCAACCACACCAUGGGGGCGCACUGUGAGAAGUGCCGGCCGCUCUUCGUGGGCUCGGCACUGAAUGGGGGAACCUGCCGGCCCUGCCGCGCGUUCUGCCGCGGGAACAGCGACGUCUGCAUGUCCCGUGAGGAGCUGGGGGCUGCCCGGCGGGACCCCGCCCGCUUCCCGCUGGAGCCUUCCCUGGUCCCCAGCUGGGUGACCGAGGGGCCGGCCGAGGACGUGGCCGUCUGCGUGAGCUGCCAGAACAACAGUUUUGGGGAGAAGUGUGAGAGCUGCCUGCAUGGCUACUUCCUGCUGGAGGGCAGGUGCACCCGGUGCCAGUGUAACGGCCACGCAGACACGUGUAACGAGCUGGACGGGACGGGCUGCCCCUGCCAGAACAACACAGAGACGGGCCCCUGCCAGAACAGCGCCCAGGCUGACAAGAAAGACUGCUACAAGUACCAGUGCGCCAAGUGCCGGGACUCGUUCCACGGGGCGCCGGUCGGGGGACUCCAGUGCUACCGGCUCAUCUCGGUGGAGCAGGAGUUCUGCUUCGACCCCACCUCGCAGAGCAACUGCUUCCACCAGCCCAACCUGCAGCACCUGGCGCGCGGCCGCACCGUGCUCUUCGGGGUGCAGCCCAAGUUCACCAACGUCGACAUCCGCAUCACCGUGGACGUCACCUUCGGCGCCAUCGACCUCUUCGUCUCGCCUGCCUACGACACCUUCGCGGUGGAGGUGGACCGGGCCACGGGGGUGCACGCCGUGCGGGUGCUGGCGCCGGGUGGGGCCGAGGGGGGGCCCAACGGCACGGCCCCACCCCGGAUGCGGGAGGAGCGCCCCCGCGGGCUCAUCACGUACCUGACGGUGCGGGAGCCGCAGGCCGUUCUGGUGGUGCGAGGCGUGCGAGACCGGCUGGUGGUGACCUACCCGCACGAGCUGCACGCGCUGAAGUCCAGCCGCUUCUACCUGCUGCUGCUGGGGGUGGGCGGCGGCGGGCACGGCGGCGCCUCGCAGGGGCUGCUCUUCUUCCGGCAGGACCAGGCCCACAUCGAUCUCUUCGUCUUCUUCUCCGUCUUCUUCUCCUGCUUCUUCCUCUUCCUCUCGGCCUGCGUCCUGCUCUGGAAGGCCAAGCAGUGCCUGGACCUGCGGCACGAGCAGCACCGCCAGCUGCAGGAGAUGACCAAGAUGGCCAGUCGCCCCUUCGCCAAGGUCACCGUCUGCUUCGAGCCGGAGCCCGGGCCCCCGGCCGCCGAGCGGCUCUUCCUGCCAGCCCGGCCCCACAAGCCGCCCGCCCCCCCGGCCCGCCUCAAGCCCUACCCCGAGGCCCCCUACGCAGCCCACCUCCGCCGCUCCGAGCCCUUCCUGGCUCAGCUGCUGGGCUGCUCCUGCCCCUACCCCAGCCCCAGCUUCCGCGUGGGCCCCGUCACGCUGGAGCCCACAGAGGACGGCAUGGCCGGCGUGGCCACCGUGCUGCUCCAGCUGCCUGGUGGCAACCAGGCCCCCAACCGCUCCUGCCUGGGCUCCGCCCUGGUCACCCUGCGCCACAACCUGCAGGACUAUUGCGGGGGUGGGAGCCACGGGGCUGGCGGCGUCCGUAAGGGGCUGCUGAGCCAUGACAACCUCACCAGCAUGUCGCUGUGACACCCCCCCCCCCGCCCCGGGUCGCUGGGACUGGCUGGGCCCCCUCCCCCUGGCAUGUCACCAGGAUCGGCCUGGAGCCCCCCCACCCGCCAGCCUGUUGCUGUAACUGGCCAGAACCCCACACCUGGCCAUCGUGGGCACCACAGGGAUUGGGGCCCCUCCGCAUGUUACUGUGAGCUGCCAGGGGGGUAGGCCCCAGACACUGCCCCCUUCCCCCCUCCCUGUGACCUGCCAGAACCCCACACCUGGCCAUCGUGGGCACCACAGGGAUUGGGGCCCCUCAACAUGUUACUGUGAGCUGCCAACGGGGCAGGCCCCAGACACUGCCCCCUUCCCUCCCCCCCAUGACCUACCAGAACCCCACACCUGGCCAUCGUGGGCACCACAGGGAUUGGGCCCCCUCGACGUUACUGUGAGCUGCCAGGGGGCAGGCCAGACACUGCCCCCUUCCUCCCCCCCCCCGUGUGGACGCCAGGCCUGGGGCUGGGCAGCCUGAGGACAGACUCUUAGGUUGCAGCAGCUGCCUGGGGGGCACCUGGACCCUCCCCCCAUGAACGGGGGACUAUGUCCAACCUGACACCCGCCACCCCUCCGGCUCUAGGGGGCCGGUGGUGCCUGGGGGCCUUUGUUCCUCCAGUGACUGUUCGGUUAAUUCCUGUAUUGAAGGGGGAAGAUGCCUCCCCUGCGUGGGGAAUAAAGUGACCAGCUGGUGC
This is a messenger RNA of Gopherus evgoodei (Goodes thornscrub tortoise), 5996 nucleotides long. It is a transcript of the gene MEGF8, whose product is annotated as multiple EGF like domains 8. The transcript has 25 exons. Lineage: Eukaryota; Metazoa; Chordata; Testudines; Testudinidae. Gene Ontology annotation, molecular function: calcium ion binding; protein binding. The annotation marks the transcript as partial. The record is from RefSeq and is a predicted model, not a curated record.